This is a messenger RNA of Toxorhynchites rutilus septentrionalis, 1911 nucleotides long. RefSeq lists its product as uncharacterized. The record is from RefSeq and is a predicted model, not a curated record. The transcript is spliced from 2 exons. Lineage: Eukaryota; Metazoa; Arthropoda; Insecta; Diptera; Culicidae. The coding region runs from base 367 to 1083 and encodes 238 amino acids. Gene Ontology annotation, molecular function: N-acetyltransferase activity.
AGUCGAGAGUAGUUGAACGAUAUUUGUUUACAUGGGAUUGAAGCUGAUAUUUAUAUUUGUUUUAUAUUUGGUGGGAGCAAUAACAGACAUUAGAUGAUUCUCAUUUUGUCAGAAAUCGCCUAAAAAUGAAGUCCCAUCCAUGCAAAUGAUCGGCAGAUUGUACAAUGCACAUACUCUCGAAUAUAUGAGCAAGUGAAAUGAUCCACUUUGAUUGUUUUUCAUCUCUUCACAAGUACAAACUGAUAGCAAAACCAGCCCUGCGAUAGUGGUCAGCUAACGGCACUGUAUAGACAUUCCCUCCCUAUCAACAGCGAUAAGCGAUGACCCACUUGGGGCGCUUGGUGGCGGGGCACUGGAUCAUUCGCCAUGACUUAUUGGAAGCGUCCGGACGGGUUUCCCUACCCUCAAGUUUGGCGAAGGUUCCAGGUGCGUGAUCCGUUGACUGGUGAGCUCGAAGCGUAUCGAGUGCAGGAUCUACCUCCGGAACGGUUCGAGGAUGCCAUCGAUCAUAUGUGCAAUCACUUCCUGCGAGACGAACCAAUUUGUGCAAGUUUGAAUCUGGUUGGUGAUACCGUUGGCAUCGAGGAACUGUCCGCUGUGUGGCGAAGGGUUGUGGAGCAACGGUGCGCCGUGGUGUGUUUCAAGGAAGCGAGCGACGAGAUUAUUGGAUUGAAUAUGUUAACGGUGGUUUCCAAAGAAGAUUCCCACAAAGAACCUCUGAAGUUCAAAAGCGCCGCAGUGCAAACUUUCGUGGAUUGCACCCUCUACCUGACGGAGAAGGGUAAUCUUUUCGAACGCCACCAUAUUGACCACUUUCUAUCGGCUUGGGGGCUAUCCGUACAUCCCAACUUCCGCCGGCGAGGGCUUGCAACGGAAAUCCUGAGCGCACGUGAUCCAAUCUGCCGCGCAUUCGGGCUUUCGCUGAGCGCAACUGUUUUCUCCCAUCCGGGAUCACAAAUCCCCGCCGCGAAAGUCGGCUUCCAGGAGGAGGUCGUGGAGAAGUUUGCCGAUUUGGCAAACGUCGGCUUCCGUAUUCCAACAAAAGUUGAAUAUAACAAAUUGAUGACACUGAAAAUAAGUUAAGAGAACAGCGAAACGUGUGCGAUCGUGACGAUUUCAAUGUCCCGUAGAUUGGCACAUACAAUCGUAUAUAAGGCGUCGUUAGCUCAAAUAAGCAUAUCGUGCGAUUCUCUCCACUUGCUAAGUAUCACUUCUAAGCAUUCAAUUUACUAAUGGAAUCAACGUUUAGCGCUUCGGAGAGCUCUCAAGCAUACAUACACACUUAAAUCAAAGACGGCGUGGAGUUGACGACACGUUUUUCUGAUGAUGUACUGUUAUAAAAGUGUGGUCGAUUCGGUAUAAAUUAGGGCUUGCAUAUCGUAAAGUAGUUUGUUUAUACGUAAACAAUUGGAUCUGCCCAUUCGAUAAGAUAAUUCAUCAAAUUUUUAUUACGUUUUUUGAACUUGUUUGUCUAAAUUAGAUAAAGCCAGAAUUUAUAGUAAUACUAUGAUGAGCAGACGAAAUUUGCUUUGUGGAGUGUAGAACCAAUUAGGAAGAAGAUUAUUGUAUUGGAAUUUCGAGCAACAGCUGAUUUCAAUUUCACUUCGUGUUGUAAUAUUUCGCUUGUUACUAUAUUUUUCCACCAGCGUAUUACCGUUAAUACUCUUCUUUCCAUGUCCGCGUUACCAAACUCUACCAUAUUUUUUGCAGUUUAGUGGAUAAAAUCAUUAACCCAUGUUGUAUCAAGCGUUCGAAAGAUCGAACAGCAACUUUUAUAAUUUUUCGUGUCUUUGGAAAGCAACCGUAUGAUAAUGUUUUUGCACCAAAAGAUAGCUGAAUUUAUUAGCUACUAAUUCAAUUUCAUUCAAUUUUGUAUAACUUUAUUGGGCAAUAAAUUUGAUUUCAAACCAG